CGUGCGCUGUUGUUUCCCUCCCACCGUUAAAGACCCUCCGCGGCCAGGCCGACCACCGAACCCGAACAACGGAUCCACGGAGCCCCUCGGAAGCGCCCGGUGCGCGGGGGCGGACACAAGGAUGCUGUCCUGACCUGUCGUGCAGAUGAAUAAACUCCAGGAUCCUUGUUGGACCUGUUCAUGGCUUCUAAGAAGAAGCAGAAAAACAUGGUGUUCCAUCAGGAAAGGGCGACCACCCCCGCAACAGCAACCGCUGCCAGCAGCCCCCCUUUGUCAUGGUGCGUCACCCCGAAACCCGGGAAGGCGAGCGAAGGCGGGGUGGAGCAGGCCGUCAGGAGGGGCGCUGAGCAGAAACAUCCCGCCAGCAUAAAGCCUCAGUCGGACACUCUGCCACCGGAGAACACCUGCAGAGGCAUCACAGUGACCCUGGAGAACCACAGCAUGUGGAACGUGUUCUUCAGAUGUGGAACAGAGAUGAUUCUGACCGAACAAGGCAGCAGGAUGUUCCCCUACUGCCGCUUCCGCAUCUCCGGCCUGCAGCCAUCCAGGAGGUACACUCUGAUGAUGGAUGUCCAGCCGUUAGACAACAGUCACUACAGAUGGACCGGCAAGAACUGGCAAGCUGCUGGUAAAGGAACACGGCAUGUAAAGAGUCAGCCUUUUGCUCAUCCAGAGUCCCCGGCGACGGGCCAACACUGGAUGCAGAGUCCGGUGUCCUUUUACAGGAUGAAGCUCACGAACAACAUCUCAGACCGAGACGGGAACACUAUUCUGCAUCCGGUGCACCGCUACCUACCGCGACUGCACGUGGUCCAGACAGACAAAGCUGCUAAAGACAUAAAACUGAGUGAUCCCAGUGUCAUUACCUUCUCAUUCCCCCAGACUGAAUUCAUGGCGGUCACAGCCUAUCAGAACGCUCGGUUUGUUCAGCUGAAGGUCGACUACAACCCGUUCACUAAGGGACUGAAGGAGGAUGGGUCUGGUUCAUGGGGAGGAAAACUGAAAGCGAACUCUGGGGAUCCGUUCCAUAAACAAGGAGGAUUUGCUGAGCAGCUUCCUGUGAAGGAGAGCCUGAAGUCUUUGCUGGCAAACCACAAACCUCGAGCCUCCAAAGCAGUGGAGUCUAAACCUUCAGUGCCCGGAGACCUCAAAGACAGUUCCACUACAAACGGAGAUCCGCCUGCUGCCACGGCCCCCGGGCAGAUUUUGGGCAGCGUCUCACGUCCAGCUCAGAAGUUGUUCUCGGAGCUGAUUCGUGAAGCUCACGUUUCACUGCAGAGAUGCAACCUGGAGCAGCUCGGCAUCAAUCACAGCGCCUCUCUCAGAGCAGAGCAAACCAACACUAAGAACUUGAGUUUGAAAGCUAAAGGACGAGAAGCCCUUAAAGACAGUACAUCUGUUAAAGCACCUCCAAGGAAAUGUGAAAUAAGAGGGACCAUUAAGGACGACGGGCAGUCGCUGAAUUCACUAAACUGUAACGAUGGUGUUGGGAGGGUUGGUCCUGGUUGUGGUCGUGCUGCUCCAGAAGUAUCCCAGAACUCCUCUGAGGACUUGGAGCACCGACCUGACCCAGACGCUACAACAGAGACAGCCACGAAGCAGCACAAGCGGCCGGCUCGGCUGCCUCUGCCGGCGCUCGCUCUCUUUCUGAGGCAGCACUCUAAAAAGACAAAGAACAAACCGGACUCUCUGGCCCCGGCAGCUCCUCCUGAGCGCCUGUCCGUAUUGGCCAGUUCUGCUGCUUCUUUUGCACAUCCGCCUUGGGAGGGUACCGCCGGUGCAGCAUAUCCCUCCAAGGAUCUUGGCAGCCUGAAGCCCGACCUCACGACCUCCGGAUGUGCAGAUCCUCUAGCUGACGUGGUUUUUAAUGUCUCUGGACAAGCAGUGUCUCCUCAGCAGCCCGGUCCAGCUACUGCUGCACAUCUGCUGGGUCCAAGAGCUGACGACCGCUCGGGCCGCGUUUCCGAAAGCCUGGGCCCAGAGCCGAGAGGCCCUGACAGUACCCAAGUGUUACCCGGCUUAAACCAGCCAUUCUGCACCCUCGGGGCGUCUCUUACUACCUCUUCACUGCCUCCUACUGCCCCCCCGCCCCUCCACACAGUGUUAUGUUCCCCAAACUCACCACAAACACCACCUGAAUCAUCGACACCACCUUUAGACUCCCCCACCCUGAAGUUUUCGCUUCCUGACCCAGAGUGUUCGUCCUUCGGCUAUGAGCCGAUGUCUCCUGCGAGUUCUCCAGAACCUUUACCUCACCUGCCGGCCUCGAUCGCUUUAGAGCUUGACUCUGCAGCCUCUGAAGCACGUGAUGCAGCAGGACCUCCUGAAGACUCGCAGGACACCCAAGACCCGUCUGUGUUUAAAUGGCAUACAGUGUUACCUCCACCCGAGUCCUUCGUAGACACUUCAUUCACAACAUUUCAGCCUCCGCCGCAGACUUUACCUGAGGACCCUGAACCACAGAAUCCAAACACCUCCAUGCCUGCUCCUGAUCCUCCGGCAUCUUUCCCCGAGAGCGAACAGUCGCUGCCCUUCCCCGCAGAGCUAUCCCCACUCGCCCUUCAACUGCCUCUGUCUCCAACCUUCUCAUCGAUAGACGGCGACGGACUCUCUCCCACGCCUUCACUCGCUGACCUCGUGCAGUUUUUGUCCACUGACGUCGACCUCGGGAUGGGGGUGGAGUUUUCGAACACUGAGGCGGCGGCUGUUCCCUGCUUACCUGUGACAGAAACGCAUGAACCUUCUCAGCAGGUCCAUCCGCUCCCAGCCAGAAAACCCUGCAAGCGAAAGAAGAAGAAGGUUUGGCAGCGAAGGCUUGGCAAGAGCGAGGUGGAGCAGGAGGUGGACGACUCCACCUACAGGAGCAUGCAGCCGAACCUGGAGGAAGUGGAGGAGCAGUUAUUCAUCUCCUUCACUUCAAAGGAGGCUCUUAAGCUCCACCUGGCCGACUCCUCCGACAGGCCGGCUCCACGGCCCACACCUGACGGUCAAAGAACUGCAGACUCACCUGAGGGUGGUGACCGGUUGGACAUAAGCGAUGAACAAAGCUCCGAUUCAAACCCAUCCAAACCCGAAGCGGAGAGUCUGGCAGAGAUGAUCGCUUCCUUCCAGAAGAUUCUGCUGAGAGACUUGAAGCUCAUGAAGCACAGGCAGGUCAUCCACCCUGUGCUGCAGGAAGUCGGUCUGAAGAUGAGCCUGCUGGACCCGUCUCUGGCCAUUGACCUGCAGUACCUGGGAGUCCGCCUGCCCAUCCCCCCGCCGGGCGCCAGCACGGAGCCGCUGUCAACGUCUCAAGGUGUUUCUGCUGCGUUUGUGUCCCGAACAGGAAAAACCACAGACGUCACUCAGAUUAAAGGCUGGAGAGCGAAGUUCACGUUGCCUGAGACUCCGCCCACACCUUCAGCCUGCAGACCUGAAGCUGGUUCGAGUUCAGAGCCGCAGAAGAAGAACCUGUCGGCGUUCUGCAGCGACAUGCUGGACGAGUAUCUGGAGAGUGAGGGGAAGCUGAUCGACGAGCGUGCCGCCAGCUUCUCCCAGCCGCCGGUGGAGCCGCUGGUGUAUGAGCUGCCCACCAGGAGCACCAGCUACGUCCGGACCCUGGACCACGUCCUGAAGAAGCAGACCGCCGACCCCGCCUCCUCUGACCUCAUAUCUGGGUUCAUUCCCCCCUCCAAGAGGCCCCGCUUCAAAGAGCCUAAACCAGGCCGGAGGGGUGAGAGGAAGCAGAAAUGUUCUAAACAGAGCAAACUCAGACCAGAACCUGCAGCUGCUCUGGGUCCUGAACCCAGUCAACUGGAACCUCAACAGCCUGCAGGCCACGCCCCCUCAGCGCCUCCAUCACGCCCAGAAUCAAACCCCAUCAAGAGGCGGAGGAGGCUCAAACCCAGGACCUCAUCUCAGACCCUCAGUCCCUCUAGGGCCACAGUGCCCCCAUCGGUUAUGUCCAGGGACAUGGCCCCGCUGGAGUCGGACUCUGAGCUGGGUGGCGGGCAGAGCGAGGACGGCAGCAGGAGUCGGCGCCAGCCGAUGACCCGUGCUCUGCAAAAACAGAAGGUCCUGGAAGACGGUGCCGUGUGGGAAGGCCUGCGCCGGACCAGCAUCACUACGGAGAGGGCCGCCAUCGCCCUCACCUCCCUCUUCACUCAGACGGGUUUCGUGAGCGAGAACCCGACGGCGCCGAUCCAGCUGAGCCGCAGACGAGCGCCGCCGUGUCUGAACGAGUUCUGCCGGCUGGGCUGCGUCUGCCUCGGCCUCUCCCGCGACUCCAGGAUCAGCCACUGCGGCCGGCCCGCCUGCAUGUUCGGCUGCAGCUGCCUCAAACAGAAGGUGGUCCUCCUCAAGAACUUGGACGGGUCCGAUUCCAGCCCCUCCUCACACCACGGGAGCAGCAAGAAGAAGAGGAGGAUGAAGAUGGCCUACGUUCUGAAGGAGGCGGACAGCGUCUCCCAGCCUGCCGAGCGGGUCCGGACUCUGUGGAGGAGGGAUCCCGGGCGCUCGGAUCCAGAGCCGGUACGCAUGCCUGAGGCGGCUCCGCAGACCCGCCCUGCGAAGGUCCGAGAAGAUCACCGCAGCUGCGCCAGAGUCCGAGGAUACUCCAGAAAGAUCCGGAAACAGAAGGUGAAGCCGACACCGUCUGUCCACCGGGAGGCAACCAAAGGCACCGUCCAACCUGAUCGGGCGAAGCCCCACAAGGUGAAAAAGCUGAAGAAGACCUCCAAGCCUCCUCCAGCAGGUGAAGCCCUUCAGGCUCCGACUCCCUCCGAGCCUCCUCCGAGUCCUCCUGCUGAGCCGACCCCGAAGCCGUCGAAGCGUCUCUUCAUCAGGGCUGACUUUAAGUGGAAGAGCGAGGCCGACCGGACCCUCGUGCUGAUGGAGCUGUGCGAGGCGAUGGCUCAGAACCGGCUAGAGCGCCCGUUCUGGAUCAAGAACUUCCUCAUCCAUCCCACCGGCCAGUCCGUGGAAGGCAGCGGCGCCGAGCGCUGCAUCCAGUACCACGUCAACAUAUCCAGAUCCGCACUGAAGCCGAGGAAAUCGACAGCGCCGCGCAGACAGGUGGAUGCAGCACAGGUGGGCAGGAAGGUGGAGCCUCUGAAGGAACAUAACAUGAAGAAGGAGCACAAAAUGCAGGAGGCGGAGCCUGUGGAGGACUGGCAGAGGGAGGUGGAGGAAGGUGACAUCACAGAGGAGGAUGGCUUCACGGAUCACCAGGUGGACGAUUGGACAGAGAGCAGUGGACAGGAAGUGACGUCAGAGGCGAAGGUCAACAUGGCUCUGCCUUUCCUGACGGGAAUCUCGCCUGCCGGCUUCCUCUCAGCCAAUAGGAAAGCGCCGGGAGGAACGGACCAGCCAAUUCAGGUGAACGGGAAGCUCUACCCUCUGGCUAAGAUCCAGCUGGGGAGGAUGGGGGCGCUCCACCCGGCCAACCGGCUGGCGGCCUACCUGACGGGACGGGUGAGCUCAUCCCGUCAGCAGCAGCCGUCUCUGCGACUCCCUUCCUCCUCCUCCACCUCUGCUCGGAGGUCGGGGCCGACGCCUCUCGCCGUCUCCUCAGCUUCCUCUGUGGUCUCUGACCUCGCUGCGACCACCACAUGCGCAGCGGCCACUACAGCCUCUCCCGCUGUCACCACCACUGCUUCCUCUUCUGUGACCCCACCCAGAGCGGUCCCACCGCUCACCCUCCUGACCUCCAUCACAGAGUCUCUGUCCAGCAGCUCGCCAGCACCACCUGUUAAUCCAUCUCCGGGCACAGCAACCCCUAAAGCCCCUCAGGUAGUGCUGAUUAAGGUCCCGCCACCUCCUGGGACGGUUCCUGUCGUGGCCCCUCGUCCUCCGGGCCCCGCCCCCGGGUCUCAGAGGAUGCUCCUGAAGCCGGUCCAGAUGGCUUCCGGCGUCCAGUUUUACCGCCGACCCGAUGGGAAACUGUUCAAGCUGGUCCCCGUCAGCCAGCUGAGGGCGGUCACGCCCACUUCGCCUGCACAGACAGGUCCUUCCUCCUCUUCGCUCCUCUCCCCUGCGGCCCACACAGUCAGACCCCAGGCUCCGCCUCUGCCCUCCUCGCCGUCCCCGAGCUCUGGCUUCCUGUCUCAGAAGGGCACCUGUACCUUUAAGAUCCUCCCUGCCGACUCCAGCCUGGACCCUAUCAUCGUCACCUGUGCCAAAGCCCCGCCCAAGACCCCGACCAAGGUGCUAACGGUGCCAGGCUCCUUCACCCUGCUGCAGACACACCCCUCCAACCCCCCCACGACCCCAGUGAAGCUCCUGUCGCCCAAAGCCCUCGUGCCUCAUGGCGCCAAGAAGGGUGUCGAAGCUGCAAUGGCGUCUGUGGUCGCCACGGGAGCAGGGGGGCUGGUCUUCAAAUGUACACCACCUCAAAUCUCGCCCACCAUCCAGAUACCCUCAGAGGGCAAUCCCACACCCCCGCUUUCGUUAGGGUCGAGGGUCAAGCCCGCGCCACCGCCAGGUCCUGAACCUGAGCCGGCUCAGGACCCGGUGGAGCUGGACAUCAUCUGCGUGGAUGAGAAGCCACAUGUUACCACGGAGACACAGUCGGUAGAGGUGACGUCAAGCAGCGAGACGGAAAACUCGUCAGACUUCAGAGAGUCAGAGAGCGACGACGAGAGGGCGCCGCUCGCCAACAACACGCGCCUCCUCCACACGGCGUUGGAGCGGCUGCGUCGGGUGCGGCUGCGUGAGCUGUUGGAGCGUCUGAGGAGGACGGUGGGACAGUCGGGGGAGAAGGUGUCAAAGGUCUCGACGCUGAAGACGGCGGUGGAGGUGAUCCAGGAGCUGAGGAGGAAGGAGUCACAGCUGAAGAGGAAGAAGAGGAGGCUGAGGAGGAGGAGGGAUGAGUACCUGUGGAGCAUCGCGCCGUCAGCAGAUCCCAUCAAACCAACAGCAGCAGUGAUGGUGGCGGCACGAGAACUUUUGGAUGAGCCGACGGUUAUCUCAUCAGAUGAAGAACGAGUGGUUGUCACGGAUAGCAAUGUGGAGCAGGAAGAGGAUGAAGGUCGGGGCGUUGCCAUGGAGACGGUGGGGGUGAACAGUUGGCUGGCGAGGAAGAGGAGCUCAGAGCUGAAGGAGGUGACAGCUCCUCGCGCCGGCUCCGCCCUUCUCGCAGCUCUCAGAUCGGCCACGAGCAGCUCAGACUCUCCUCAGGAGCUACUGCUGGAGCAGGCUCGACACGAGAUCGAGGCGCUGCAGUCAGAGAUGGAGGACCUGAAGAGUCUGAGGACGAGUCUGACGCAGCAGAGGGACGGACACGUCAGGGACAUCUGCAGCAGAACAGGUAAGAGCGAGCGGAGGAUCCUGAGGAAGCUGCAGCAGUUUUCGUCCAAGCAGAAGAAGGUGGAGGAGCAGGAGAGGCGGCAAGUACCCAAUCAGGUCACAGCAGGGGGCGGGACCUCUGCUCCUCCACCUGCAGGCAGUGAUGCGUGUGGAGCAGGUGACGAGGUUGUUAUUGCAACAACAGCAGCCCAACAGAAGUCCACAGAUGCCCCUCCUACUUCUGUUUCUGCCCCACCCACUCCUACACCUGUCCAAGUGUCAUCGGCCCACAAUGCACCUGCGGACACGAAGCGUUCAAGGACUAUUCCGAACAUCCUGUCUCGCAGUAAGGCUCAGGCUCCGCCUCCAUCUGUGAUCACAAAGGCCGCAGAAGGUAAUCCUCCAGGUGACCCUUCGUCCUUUCAGAGUCUCGUUCCAGCCAAUCUUCUCUCUGUGGUCCGGGCACCGUUACCCAGGCAACCAGUCCUGACCCUGAAUCCCGUGAGAGCGGGUUCAGUGGUGCUGCAGCCGGCGCCGUCUCCAGGCUUGGCCUCGGUCACCCUAAACAUUCCCACUCUGACCAGUCAGCAGAUCCAUCUCACCCCACUGCUCUGCCCACCGGCCAGGCCCCUCGCCGUCACCAACCUGACAGGCUCCAGCCUCAGCGAGGUGCUGAAACUCAUUCAGACCAACACACAACAGCAGGCUCCACCUCCAACCCAUCAGCUGCUCCCUGGUCCUCCGGCUCCUCCUCUAGAGGUCUGCGAUGCAUCAUCUGAGUCCUCAGAUCGAAUCACACACCAGGACCAGACUCCACCCCUGGGUGAGGUCAGACCUGCAUCCUGGUCAGGCUCUGACAGCCAAACAGAGGAGAGAGAGGCGGAGCCUGAGAGCAGGGGUGAGAACAAGAGCCUGCCGUCGCUCCUCGAUGAGUUUGUCUUCCUUAAUCAGCAGGUGGAAAAAAACCAGGACGCUGCAGCGGUGGAUGUAGCUGACGAGGAGGGACACACCCACAGCCCCUGGAUGCUGCAGCUGGACUCAGACUCUGACACAGACGGGGCGGGGCCUAACCUCAAUACAGAAACGAUGUUGACCACUCCAGGCAGUCCUAAAGGAGGCGUGCUGGCCCCGCCCCCUCUGCUGCAGAUGAAGGUGGGCGGAGCCAAAGUGGCAAGCCCAGGCAACAGGGAAAGAGAGGGCACAGUGGCAGGGGGAGAAGAGGGACAAGGGCACAGGGGCGUGGCCUGGAGGCCGAUGCCGAGGCUGGUUCCUCUGGGAUUAAGAGGAAACGCCCCCAGCUGACAUCACACCGCAGAAAUAAUGAUGUCGCAGCAACUGCACCUUCCUGGUUGGGUCCUGAUGGGAGUCGGCGCAUUUGGAGGAAAAAAAAAGAAAAGCAUAGACUGAUUGUGGCGCUUCCAUGGUAACAAUCAAUUAUCGUCUGUGGAUUACUAAGGAUCAAUAUUCAGGUAUUGAUUGGUUUAGAACAGGGCGACGGUGUCCUGGUUUUCCGACGCGCUGACCGGAUAAAACGCAGACGCUGCUUCUGAAAAAUAUGGAAGUGCCUUAAACCUGCGUUCUACCUGACAGCCACCAGGGGGCGACACUGCAGUUCUGUCCUAUAGAAGUCUGCGGCACGACGCUCCUCUGACCUCUGACCUCUGUACACGCUUCAUGCUUGAGUUCAUGUAUCUCAAUCAUGUCUUUCAAAAUGGAGGAUCAGCUGUGGUGUUUCGUUGAUUGCUCAUUGGCUAAUGUCUCGUCAGUCACUGUGUUAUCCAGUGAGUGAGCGGUUUCAUGGUCAGACCUGCCCCUCUUCCUCGCAGCCAAGAUAGUGGGGAUUUGAGUUUUUAAAAAUGUCUGUUGAACCUGUCACAUCUUUCUUUGAAAGAGUUUCUGUAGCAUCCUGUUUUCAGUGGCUGCAUUCAGAGAAACUUGAUGGCGUGCUGAGGAAGAAGAAGCGCUGUCCCCACAGAAUGUUCUGAUGUUGCGUUCAAAUGUCUUCCUGUUUGUAUCGGUGCCAGGUGAGCCGAGAGACGCCUUCACAGGUUGCAAGUUCAUGUUUGAGAGUGGCGUUCACGUCACAAAGAGAACGCAUUCGGGCUACUCGCCUCCAAACGUUCAAACUUUAUUCUGAAGGUCCAGCUGUUGUUUCCUGCUUUUA
Molecule: messenger RNA, 9427 nt
Organism: Pelmatolapia mariae (spotted tilapia)
Lineage: Eukaryota; Metazoa; Chordata; Actinopteri; Cichliformes; Cichlidae
Gene: mgaa
Product: MAX dimerization protein MGA a
Exons: 26
Coding region: 181-8565 (2794 amino acids)
Biological process (GO): positive regulation of DNA-templated transcription; regulation of transcription by RNA polymerase II; cell fate specification
Cellular component (GO): nucleus
Molecular function (GO): RNA polymerase II cis-regulatory region sequence-specific DNA binding; DNA-binding transcription factor activity, RNA polymerase II-specific; protein dimerization activity
Source: RefSeq, a predicted model, not a curated record